Molecule: messenger RNA, 731 nt
Organism: Limulus polyphemus (Atlantic horseshoe crab)
Lineage: Eukaryota; Metazoa; Arthropoda; Merostomata; Xiphosura; Limulidae
Product: Golgi pH regulator-like
Exons: 3
Coding region: 59-535 (158 amino acids)
Biological process (GO): intracellular pH reduction
Cellular component (GO): Golgi cisterna membrane
Molecular function (GO): voltage-gated monoatomic anion channel activity
Source: RefSeq, a predicted model, not a curated record
CAUUUCAAGUUUUAUCACCAAAUCAUCAGACACUUUACUAUUAGCUUUAGCCCAGGUAAUGGUAACUAGUAUUUCAAGAUUUAUCACCAAAUCUUCAAACACUUUACUAUUAGCUUUAGCCCAGAUAAUGGUAGGUUGUAUUUCAAGAUUUAUAACUAAGUCAAACAUUGUAGUUGUAGCUUUAUCCCAGGUAAUUGUAGGUGGUAUUUCAAGGUUUAUAACCAAGUCUUCAAACACUUUACUAUUAGCUUUAGCCCAGAUAAUUAUACGUGGUAUUUCAAGGUUUAUGGCUAAGUCAAACAUUGUAGUUGUAGCUUUAGCCCAGAUAAUGGGAAUGUACUUUGUAUCAUCUGUUCUUCUUAUGAGGAUGAACAUGCCUCCAGAGUACAGGUCUAUUAUAACACAAGUUCUGGGUGAGCUCCAGUUCAACUUUUAUCAUCGCUGGUUUGAUGUGAUAUUUUUGGUUAGUGCGUUAUCAAGCAUUGGGUUUUUGUACUUGGCACACAAGCAGGUUCCUGAAAGAGAUCCAUUUUAAAGUUAGAGAAAUUAUUUAGGUUGCAGCAUUAUUGUGUCUUUAAAAGCUUUCUUCAAAGGAAAAAUCCAUAUAUUAAAGAAAUUACAGUGCUUCAAAAUAUCAUCAAAAGUGAUAUUUUGGGGUAUGUUCGGGAAAUGGGAGCAAGCACGUUAUUUGUAUGUGUAUAUAUGAAUAAAAUAUAUUUCUCUCUCUCCAA